AUGACUAGAAAGGGGCUAGUGGUGUCGAGGAUGUCAGUCAAAUCCACCUGCAGCACUGCAAGCGCUUGCUGGGUCGCGGCGGAGGAGCAGGCUCAGACUCCUGAGACGAUUGGCCGGACUGCCGCUGCUCCCUCGGCCCGCGCGGUUGUGGUCGCUGCUGUUGCUGGUGUUGCUGCUGCUGCUGCUGCUGCUGACGCUGGCGUUGCUGCUGCUGCUGCUGCUGCUGCGGUUGCUGCUGCUGCUGACGCGGGUGCUGCGGCUGCGGCUGCGGCUGCUGCGGUUGCUGCUGGUGGCGGUGGUGUUGCGGCUGCGGCUGCGGCUGCGGCUGCGGCUGCGGCGGCUGCGUUGCCGCCGCCCUCGCGAGGGCUGCUGGGGCGGUUGCAGCUGCUCGGACUCCUGCAGCUGCUGCUGUGGGCUGGCGCUGCCGCGUCUGGGUGCCAGCAGUGCUGGUUCUUUUUCGGGCUUGUGUUUUGUGUGUGA
This is a messenger RNA of Guillardia theta CCMP2712, 480 nucleotides long. RefSeq lists its product as hypothetical. The transcript is spliced from 3 exons. The record is from RefSeq and is a predicted model, not a curated record. Lineage: Eukaryota; Cryptophyceae; Pyrenomonadales; Geminigeraceae. Bases 1 to 480 code for a protein of 159 amino acids.